AUGAGCGUCGCCGCAGCAGAUGGGCUGAACGACAUCUACGAGUCGCUGGAGCAGUACAAUUGGGACGAUGAUGCCGAGUUUCAGUCCGGUCUGAAUGCCAUUCUGGGCAACAAUAGCUCGCCCGAGCAGGCGUCUGAAUUGGCACUGCGGGCGCGAUGCUUUUACUAUGCUAGGAAAUACAACAUCAACGUCGACUUCGACGCCUACAAAGCAUACCGCAGCUCGCGGGGCCGCCCCGCUCUCGUGCCCAACGGCGCACAAGCUCCUCCUACUACUUCCAGCACCGAUGAUGCAGGCGGUAUUCUCCCUGUAGCUUCCGCGAAUGCGAAUGAACCUCCGGCGCCGUACCCUACCUCCUUCGCGCACAUCGUAGAGCUGGUGACGACUGGGCAGCCAAUUCCAGGCAUCAAGGAGAUACCCGAUACGCUCCUCACCGGACAGUCCUCGGAAGCUACGAAGUCGAAACGAAGGAAACCAUGGGAGAAGGACGAGUCCACCACAAGUGGCGAAGCUGCUGCUGAGGCUACGACGACGAGUUGA
This is a messenger RNA of Didymosphaeria variabile, 540 nucleotides long. RefSeq lists its product as uncharacterized. The record is from RefSeq and is a predicted model, not a curated record. The transcript has 2 exons. The coding region runs from base 1 to 540 and encodes 179 amino acids. Lineage: Eukaryota; Fungi; Ascomycota; Dothideomycetes; Pleosporales; Didymosphaeriaceae.